Molecule: messenger RNA, 2513 nt
Organism: Paramuricea clavata
Lineage: Eukaryota; Metazoa; Cnidaria; Anthozoa; Malacalcyonacea; Plexauridae
Source: the annotation of a GenBank genome assembly
AUGAAAAAGCAGCUUUCAAUAGAAGAUAGCUUGACGUCUAAGAAAAUAUGGGACAUCAACGAUAGCCGCUCAAGAGCCAUCCAUAAGAAAAUAAUAAAGAUGAUGGCUGUGGAUAAUCAACCAUUUUCUAUGGUAGAAGAUGACGGAUUCAUAGAUUUAAUGGCACAUCUUCGGCCUCACUAUUUGCUUCCCAGCCGACGAUAUUUUGCAGAUAAAAUGCUCCCCAAAGUAUAUAAAGAACUAAGAACCAUUGUUCAAGAUGAACUAGCUGAACCCGAUGGAGACUAUAUCUCUUUUACUUCAGAUAUUUGGACGUGCUCUGUUUCCAAGGAAACUUUUAUUUCCUUGUCCGGACACUGGGUGAAGAAAGAUUUCAAGCGUGUUAAUGCAGUUCUUUGUGGAUCUCACUUCCCAGGGUCGCACACCGGGAUUAACAUUUCUGAGAUGUUCCAAAACAUGUGGGAUGAUUGGGGUAUCCAGGAAGUUCGUCGGAAUCUGCUUGUUCGAGAUGGAGCAGCAAAUAUGAGUUUGGGUGGUGAUUUGGCUGACAUCAAUUCAAUUCAUUGCACAGUUCAUUGACUUCAGUUAGUGUCAAGAGUCCACCAAUUGGAAAAUUAUGAACCUAGAAUAUUUGUCAACGAACACGAACUAGAGCGCAUAAAGUCAUGCAAGUUGCUUGGCGUUCAUUUCAACGAACACCUAAAAUGGGACAACAAUAUCCGUCACAUAACAUCUGCCUGCUACACCACCUUGCAAAUAUUAAGGAAACUUAAACAUCUAGCUUCUUAUUACCUUAGAAAGCAGUUAGCUGAAACGCUAAUAUUAUCCAAAUUGGAUUAUGCUGAUGGUGUUUUCUAUCCACUCCAGCAGUUUCUAUCAAGGCGCUUACAGAAAGUUCAAUUUGCAACUGCUAGUUUUGUCUUGGGUCGAUAUGUUAAAGAUCAAAAGGAUAUCCUGGAAGUUGGAUGGCUUCCAGUUAACGAAAGAAGAGACCUCAACAUCCUGAAAUCGAGUUUCAAAGCCAUGUAUUUCCCAGAGUGGCCAGAGUAUCUAAAGCUAGAACGACAAACUUGCGUUCGAGAACUGCGCUCAACCAAUGCAGUUAGACUAGUCGUGCCAAAAGAAACUGGAACGUUUCAACAUAGUGCUGCGAAACUUUUUAAUUCCUUACCUGAGAACAUCAGGAAUUGUACUAAUUACAAAGUAUUUUUAAAAUUAACUAAAGAACUUUUAUUCGAAAGAGCACGCCAAAACUAGUUUUUAAUCCGAACAUCGAUUUUAUCUAAUUUCAACACUUAAACGUUAUAGUUCAUAGUUAUAGAAUAUAGUAUUUAAUUAGUAUUUUAACAGGGAAGAGCCAUAUGUAUGGAUCUGUUGAAUAAAUCGUUAUUAUUAUUAUUAUUAUUAUUAUUAUUAUUCAAGAUGCUAUAUUGUCACAGCGUUCUAUCAUUGAUCUAUUGGCUAAAUGUCGGCGACUAGCUACACAUUUCAAUCACUCUGCACUUGCCUGUACUGAAUUGAAAUCUUUGCAAGAAGUUCAAGAACAAGGUAAAACACCACUUUUGCUAGUUCAAGACGUUCCAACUCGAUGGAACAGUUCUUAUCUUAUGGUCGAGCGAGUAGUGAAACUAAAGCGACCUAUUCAACUCUAUCUUUAUGAUCACGACAAUCUUCCCACAAUCACGGCAAAUGAGUGGCAGAUCAGCGAACGGUUCCUCCACAUUCUCAAGCCCUUCUUUGACCUGACGAAAGAAAUGAGUGGCGAGUAUUCGAUUCUUUCUGAUGUGAUUCCCAACAUUGCGACCUUAGAGUUAUUCUUGUCAAAGAUCGGCCAAGGUGAUCAAGGAGUCCAGUCGACGCGUGAAGAACUUCUCAGAGCACUCCGGAAGCGAUUUCUAUCCCCAGAAGCAGAAGCGUUGAAUGUGAUGAACGAGAACGCAUAUGUUACUGCGACAUGCAUCGACCCUCGGUACAAAGACCACUUUUUUCCUAGAGCUGAUGACAAGCAACAGGCAAAGGCUUGGCUGGUACAGGAACUUUUUCUGGUUCAUCAAAAGUUGCAUGGUGAAGAAGACAACAAUAACCAAGAAUCGCAGUUGCCACCACAUUCUCCACAGAGAAAGCGAAGGAAAGAGGACGACCUCUUCCGUUCAUGCUUCAUGGAAAUAGUUACUCAGAGAGCAGCCACUGCAUCAACUACUUCGACCAGGCAACAAGGUUGUAGGACCAGUAAAGACGUCCAGGACGUUGCACAAGAGGUUGACUCAUUUUUGUCAUUGCCACUCAUCAACCGAAAAUGUGAUCCACUCGAAUGGUGGAAGAAUGCAAUUCAAUUCCCACUUAUGCAGGAGCUUGCACGGAAGUUACUUUGUACACCUUCAUCUUCCGUGUUCUCUGAGCGGAUGUACUCAGAAUAUGGGAACAUAUUCGAAGAGAAACGAAGCAGACUCCUUCCAAAAAAUGGGGAGAGUCUCUUGUUCAUCCAUCAUAAUGGGAGAGAAUUCCAACAUUGA